Messenger RNA from Hippocampus comes (tiger tail seahorse), 3240 nucleotides. It is a transcript of the gene stc2a, whose product is annotated as stanniocalcin 2a. Gene Ontology annotation, cellular component: extracellular region. The transcript is spliced from 4 exons. The record is from RefSeq and is a predicted model, not a curated record. Gene Ontology annotation, molecular function: hormone activity. Gene Ontology annotation, biological process: intracellular calcium ion homeostasis. Lineage: Eukaryota; Metazoa; Chordata; Actinopteri; Syngnathiformes; Syngnathidae. The coding region runs from base 457 to 1284 and encodes 275 amino acids.
AAGAACCGAGCAUCAACUGCACUGCUUUUCUAACAAUCGAAUGCAAGUUGUAAAUGUUGUGGGCUCACUGGUGUUCCAAACGUGGUUUAAUCCUCCAGGAUCCACCGAUGUCAGUUCAGUAGUUCCGUCUCGAGCAUUUUUUUAAUAGCUCCACAGUUUUGUGUUAAAAUGGGGGAACUUUCUGUGGCCACGCCCCUCCAAACCGCGGACGAGGAUGUCGGCGUCUCUGAUUGGCUGAGAGACACCGAGCGACAACACCUGCUUAACUCCUUCAUCCAAAUUGACACCCGCGACUCUGGGAGAUAUAGGCAGCAUCCACGACGGCGCAUGCAUACACUUCAACACCGAGCCGCAGCCGCGCGGUUCCCAGAUCUGAGGUGAACCCCCACGCGCCAUCCCCGCAAGCUUUCCACGUAUAACUGGCGGAUCUUAGCGGCAGAAAGGGGCAGAGACGCGAUGUUCCUUAAAGUGGCCGCAGCGCUGCUGGUUCUCUCGGUACUGGAGCAAGUGGUGGGCUCGGAUAAUAUCGACAUUUACGACACCCCGCCGGAGAAGCCCGCCGUCCCCAAAGGCCGCCUCUCCCUGCAAAAUACAGCUGAGAUCCAGCACUGCUUGGUGAGCGCAGGCGACGUCGGCUGUGGCGUGUUUGAGUGCUUUGAGAAUAACUCCUGCGAGAUUCGAGGGCUACAGGAGAUCUGCAUGACGUUCCUGCAUAAUGCUGGCAAAUUUGACUCUCAGGGUAAAUCCUUCAUCAAGGAUGCUCUGAAAUGUAUGGCCCACGGGCUUCGACACAAGUUCAGCUGUAUCAGUAGGAAGUGUGUUUCCAUUAAGGAGAUGGUGUUCCAGCUCCAGAGAGAGUGUUAUGUCAAACACAAUCUGUGCUCAGCUGCGAAGGAGAAUGUGGCCGUCAUGGUCGAGAUGAUCCAUUUUCAAGAUCUCUUCCCUAAAGGUCCUUAUGUGGAGCUGGUGAACAUUCUGCUGGGUUGCGGCGAGGAAGUGAAGGAGGCAUUAACUCGUAGUGUCCGGCUUCAGUGCGAGCAGAACUGGGGAGCUUUGUGCGACAGCCUCAGUCUAUGCUCCUCCCUGACGCCCUCGCCCUCGGCUGCCGAACAACGCCGCCCCUCGCCGUCUCACCCCCAGCCCGAGCACCCUCGGCACACGCGCCACGGGGACAGGGACAAAGCUGGCAAGGUUGGGCUCCACGCUCCUUCUCGCGGUCGCAAUCAGGGACUGCGCCGCCAGAGUCCAGAUGCCAGCGUGGCCGCGGAGCAGGAAGAGCCCUAGGCCACUGACAUUAGGAGGUGAAAAUUUAGGAGAUUACAACACUGAUAACCCUUAACACCAUUUACUAGCACAAUUGGACAUUGUCACAUGAACACACACACACACACACACACUGAGCAGAGGGAAACAAAAUCCUUUUCUGUGUACUCUUUUUCACCUUCUCCAGUCAUUCCAGCAGUCCCACAAGGUAAAAUUGCAGGGUAAUUGUGGCAUAGCAUGUAUUUUGACGCCUGCCUAUAGGCCACUUUUUUUUCUGGUUUUUUUUUUUUUUUGUUUUUUUAAUGAAUAAUGUUUGUUAUUAUCGUGAUUAUUUCUAUUUUUCGGACUGUUUUUGCUCUAAUUUAGCAUUUCUCUAAUCAUACUUACUGUAAGAUUUGACUCCAUUGGUAUUAUUUAUUUUCUUCUUUCAGCAAUGUUGAAAUAUUAUUCAAAUGUAAAUAGGAAAAAAGUAAUCUAUAUUUAUAUGAACAUGUAUGAAUAUAGUCAAAUCUAGAGUCGUUACGAUGCGUUUGAGGUAAUAUACAGUGUUUUCCUCACCAUAUUGCACCUGUUUCACAUGAUGUAGAUAUGUAACAUACACAGUCUUGUUUGCAAGUGGAAACGUGUGUUGUAAUUACAGUAUAUAGACACUUGAUAGUGGAAUACCAAUUGUACAGGUUUGAAGUCCAGUUCUGGCACAUAUUAAUUGUAGCGCAUUAUUACAGCCAUGACGCCAGCAGAAAAAGUUUUCAAAUAAACACACAAGUAAUACAUUCGAUGAAUUGAUUUCAAGUCACCCAAAACUGCAAAUUGUUGGCCGGUUAACAGUGCAGACGUGAGGAAUAUGCUAAGAUGUUUCAUUUAAAUGUCGACAAAUUCACAUCAUUCAUUGAGCAGAACACAUCAAUGUUACAUUUAAAGCUCUUCGCGUGCACUGGCAAAUGGUUCAACAUUCUCUCCAUGCUUGUUUCCCAUGUCGCCAUCAGCACCUGGUACAGGUGAACUAUCACACAAUGAAUGGCCUCAGCGUAUUGGAUACCAACAAGUGAGGCGAUUGAAUGUUUUGUUUUGACGAUGUUGAGCCACAAAUGUCUAUGCUGUUGCACUUUUGUCAGCUUUUGCUGGACUGCUGAAAGUUGAAGAGAACAAGUCAUGUGACGCGGGGUCCCCAACACGCCGCUUUUACGGGAUGCUGAAUUUGACCAAGUAUCAUCCAUAUCACCAAGUCCUGUAUAUGUGCUGAUUGAUCCGGACUGGAUGGAGACAUGUCGGCCGUUGCUGUGUCCCCUGCCUUGCGUGUGCCCUUGGAAAUUAGUCCUUUUUUCCUCUCAAGUCCCUCACCAAGGUCAGCAGCGAUGUGGGGGGGCCUGUUAUCUCAUCUGUUUAAGAUGCACGGCAAUACAUCGAGCACCCAGGAAGUGGGUUAUGUCCACACAUGGGGUAUGUUAUAAUCAAUGUUAUAUUUACAGAGGCCACGAGAGCUUUCCUCUGGGCCUCAGCCAAGAGCCUGCAACCCCAAGAGGCAGGCCUGUGUAGGAAGAAGCAGAGAGAAAGGCCCCUUUUUUUCUUUUCUUUUUUUUUUUUUUUUCGAGAGAUACUUCUCAGGUCACCGUCACAGGCUUUUGACCUUUUAAGGCCAGCCAUGCUUUUGCAGUCUAGAAAUGAAGUUUAGAAGUAUGACACACAUGCCUUCAAAUCACGGCGACAAUGUACAAUCAACACGUUCAUUUUAUUUGAUAUAAUGUAUAACCCCUCUAAUUUAGAAAUCUUUACAAUCUCCAUUCUUAGACCUUACUUCACCCCUCCCCCAAUUCUUUUCCAGAGGUUGGAGGCCUAAGGAGAAAUAAGCUAUUUUUCUUGAAUAUGUACUGUAUAUGUGUAAUGUGACAUUCUGUUUAAUGUAGUGGCUUUUCUUUAUAUACGUAUGUGUGUGUGUGUAUGUAUGGAGAACAAUAAACUAACCUGUUCCUUUUCUCA